This is a messenger RNA of Oryzias latipes (Japanese medaka), 1074 nucleotides long. RefSeq lists its product as uncharacterized. Gene Ontology annotation, molecular function: GTP binding; GTPase activity. NCBI's taxonomy places the organism in Eukaryota, Metazoa, Chordata, Actinopteri, Beloniformes, Adrianichthyidae. The record is from RefSeq and is a predicted model, not a curated record.
ACAGUUGGGCAAUGUUAUCUUGGCAGCAGCUUUCAUCAGGACACGGACCCAACAAAGGGCUUCAACGCGGUUUCCAUCAGCAAAGACGACCUGCACAUCGAGUUUCUGGAAAUUGGAGGUAACGAGGACCUGCGGCCGUACUGGCAGAGGUACCUGUCCAAAGCCCUGCUUCUGGUGUUUGUGGUUGACUCCUCCAACCCUCAGCUGUUCCCGCUUGCAAAGAAACACCUAGACGAGCUGCUGAGUCACCGCGCCAGCCUGCCUCUGAUGGUUCUGGCCAACAAGCAGGUGAGCCUGAACAUGAAUAUAGUGAGCGGAAGUUGUCUCAAACUGCCCGUCCUUUCUUCUUCUUCUGAAACCAUUGUCCUUGUCUCCACCCUCAUGUGGACUCCUGCCUCCAGGAUAUCCCAGGUUCCUGCAGCCGUGGUUCCUGUGGUCUUUGGCGGCAGAUGAAGCACAAGCGGGGUUGGAUGAGGCUCCAUCCGACAUUGUAGAUCAAAUCAGGUUUUCCACACAUCGGGAUCAAGAGUGUCCGAUGUCCUUCAACUUUUAAUGAAAAGAUUAAAAAAACUCAAAGGAACAUCUCAUCUCCUCUAGAAGGUUUCUACCCCACCUGUAAUUUUUAUUUUUUUCAGCUGCUCCUCCAGCGGAUCGGUUUGCUCGUCUUUCCCAUUGAACGUCCUGAAUCGGACGACCAAACUGUCUCCAGUUCCAAGUCGUUCUGAGGGAUGGCGCUGGUUGCUAAGGACUCACGUUUCUGUAGCAACAGAUUCCAUACAGAGAUGCAAUCAGUGGCUACGGAGCGGCUGCAUCCAGCCUGCGAGUUCCUGGAAAACGGGGUAAAUGUGUGGAUGUUUGGUUCUCCUCGUGUCUGCAGGUGUCAAACCCAGAUUUGGUCCAUCCAACAGGUCAAGUUCUUGACAGGGAAACUGUGGGGCUUUAAUUAUAACUAUUAACCAUGCUAAUAUUAAAGAUAAAACAUUUUUGACCUCUAAAUGUUAUAAUAAAAACCAUCUUAUUUACUGUAUUGUUUUCCUAAUCUCAGACCUAACAUAGUGAACGUUACGUGAACUU